This is a messenger RNA of Gossypium arboreum, 1021 nucleotides long. Its product is annotated as protein TIC 214-like. The transcript is spliced from 3 exons. The record is from RefSeq and is a predicted model, not a curated record. The coding region runs from base 1 to 909 and encodes 302 amino acids. Gene Ontology annotation, cellular component: membrane. Lineage: Eukaryota; Viridiplantae; Streptophyta; Magnoliopsida; Malvales; Malvaceae.
AUGGUAUUGGAGGAGCUUAUUGAUAAUGCUGAUUUUUAUGCAUGCAAAUGUGGGUGCCUAGAAAGUGCAAGCGAGGUAUUUGAGAAAAUGACAAGAAGAAAGCCUAAUGACAGGAGACUUGUGCUUUUCACUUGGACUCUGACAAGGUUUGAGAGGUGUUCUACUCUAUCUUUUUCUAUUUCUUUUAUACCAAGGAAUCUAAUAUCCUUAUACAUGAAGAUAAUCAAUUCGGUCGUUAUGGUCGGAUUCUAUUAUAGAUUUCUGACCACACUAUCCAUAGGUCCCUCUUAUAUCUUCCUUCUACAAGCUCGGGUUAUGGAAGAAGGAGAAGAAGGAACCAAGAAGAGAGUAUCAGCAACAACUGGGUUUAUUGUAGGCCAGCUCAUGAUGUUCAUAACAAUCUACUAUGUAUCUCUGCAUUUAGCAUUGAGUAAACCUCAUACAAUAGCUGUCCUAACUCUACCGUAUCUUUUGUUGCAUUUCUUCUGGAACAAUCACAAAGACUUCUUUGAUCAUAGACGUCCUACCAGAAAUUCAAUGCGUAAUCUUAGCAUUCAAUGUGUAUUCCUGAAUAAUCUCAUUAUUCAAUUAUUCAAUCAUUUCAUUUUACCAAGUUCAAUGUUAGCCAGAUUAGUCAACAUCUAUAUGUUUCGAUGCAACAACAAUAUGUUAUUUGUAACAAGUAGUUUUGUUGGUUGGUUACUUGGUCAUAUUUUAUUGAUGAAAUGGGUUGGGUUGGUAUAUGUCUGGAUACAACAAAAUAAUUUAAUUAGGUCUAAUGUACUUGUUCGAUCUUAUAAGUAUCUUGUAUCAAAAUUUAGAAAUUCUAUGGCUCGAAUCUUUAGUAUUCUGUUAUUUAUUACCUGUGUUUACUAUUUAGGCAGAAUACCGUCACCCAUUCUAACUUAAAAACUAAAAGGAAUUUCCAAAACGGAAGAAGUGGGGGAAAGUGAGGAAGAAAGAAACAUAGAAAUAGAAACAAUUUCCGAAGGGGUAGGGGCUAACCAAAAAUAGGGGACCG